Molecule: messenger RNA, 2299 nt
Organism: Salvia splendens (bonfire salvia)
Lineage: Eukaryota; Viridiplantae; Streptophyta; Magnoliopsida; Lamiales; Lamiaceae
Exons: 6
Coding region: 219-2099 (626 amino acids)
Source: RefSeq, a predicted model, not a curated record
GGCCCAAGUUAAAGCCCAACCCAUCUCUCUCUCUCCAUCAUCUCCUAUCUCUCUCUCUUAUUCUUUCAUCUCAAAUUCCGGCGAGCUCCUCACCGGAUCCCCAUUUACGUCUCGGAUCAGCUAGGAGGCUCAAACAACAACACAAAGGUGAAGGUCACUUGUUUCCGGAUUUGUUUUACAGGUAAACACCAUCUUACUGCCGGCGCUGCCUGCGUCACAUGCUUCGCCAACUCCGCACGCGGCGGAGGCCCCGCUACGGCGCGCACAUCUGCGCCCUAAUCGCGGCGGUGCUCCUCCUCCUCUCGGUGUCUCUCCUGUACAGCAGCCUGUCCUUCAGUUCGCAGCCCCAACUCCCCCUCCAUCACUCACGCGACAACUCCUUCAACCCUCUCCUCGACGAUCUCGACUCCGAAGCCCUCACCACCACCAAUCCCAACGACGAUCGCAUUGACGAGCUCGAUGACGUCAUUUUGGAAGAGGGCGGUAGCAACAAUAACGAGGAAAACCUUGCCGAUGAAGAGGAUGAUGACUCCACAGCCCAGAAUCAGGGCGCUGCUGCUGGUACGUCUAGUUACUUUUUUGACCAUGUAAACGGCGUCAUUUGGAGAUCUUUCAAUCGGCGUUCUAUUGAUGAAUGGGAAGACUAUGUUCCUUUCAAUUUGAAGCGUAAGUCUGACUUAGGCUUUGGCAUUGAUGAGUCUAAACUUGUGUUUGGAUCUGAUGAUGUUUUGGUGGACGAUAAGUUGAGAACAAAAUUGAGUGAAGUGAGGAAAAUCGAGGAUGCAUUGCUGUUAAAGGGGUCUGUUUUGAGGGAAGGGUGGGGAGAUUGGUUCGAAAAGAAGGGUGAUUUUUUGAGGAGGGACAGGAUGUUCAAGUCGAACAUUGAGAUUCUGAAUCCUUUGAAUAACCCAAUGUUGCAGGAUCCCGAUGGAAUAGGUGUUACUGGAUUAACUAGAGGAGAUAGGAUUUUCUUGAAGGGUCUACUAAAUGAAUUUAAGCGGACUCCGUUCUUGGCUAAGAAGCCAUUGGCUGUUUCUGAAACAAAAGACGUCGUUGUAGGUGAAAGAGGCGCUGAACAUGAUAAGGAGGUCAGUAGAGUGGAGAGAAGAGCUUUGACCAAUGACAAUAUUCGCAUGGUGAGGAAGAAUGAGGGUUUAGAGAGAGAAUACUAUGCAGAUGGCAAGAGGUGGGGUUAUUAUCCAGGUUUGGAUGAAAGGCUGUCGUUUGGGAAUUUUAUGGAUGCUUUUUUCAGAAGAGGGAGAUGCAAUAUGAGAGUCUUCAUGGUGUGGAAUUCGCCUCCAUGGAUGUUUGGUGUUCGGCAGCAGAGGGGUCUGGAGAGUCUUCUACAUCAUCACCCAGACGCGUGCGUGGUGGUGUUCUCUGAAACAAUAGAGCUCAAUUUCUUUAGUGGAUUUGUGAAAGAUGGAUAUAAAGUGGCUGUUGUGAUGCCAAAUCUCGACGAGCUGCUGAAAGAUACACCAACACACAUAUUUGCUUCAGUUUGGCAUGAGUGGAAGACGACAAAAUAUUACCCAGUUCACUACAGUGAACUAAUCAGGCUAGCCUCCAUCUACAAGUAUGGUGGAAUCUAUCUUGAUUCAGACAUUGUAGUGUUGAAACCUCUCUCUGAACUCAAUAACACUGUUGGAUAUGAAGACGAGCUUGGUGAUAAAACUUUGAAUGGUGCGGUGAUGGUGUUCAGAAAGCACAGUCCUUUUAUUUUAUCGUGCUUGGAGGAGUUUUACGCAUCAUAUGAUGAUGCCCAGCUGCGGUGGAAUGGAGCUGAUCUUCUAACAAGAGUGGCCAAGCAAUUUUUGAGCAGCAAAGACGUAGCUGAUGUGAAUGCUGAACUCCGGUUGCAACCAUCUUCUGUCUUCUUCUUCUUCCCCUUCAACCAUAAUACAAUCUCUAGAUACUUCACUGCUCCGCAAACAGAGAUCGAAAAACACGACCAAGAUCAUCUCUAUAACAAAGUCAUGCGGCAAUCAGUCACCAUUCAUCUAUGGAACAGCGCGACAUCUGCUCUGAUCCCGGAGCCAGAGAGCCUCGUUUUUAAACUGCUUAACCUGUAUUGUAUCCAUUGCACUGAUGCAUUAUGAUGAUCUAGUGAAGGAGAUCAUGUCUCUUUUGCCUAUUUAUGUCUGUAUAAUGUAUAUAUUUAAGAACCUAAAACAAUUUUGGAAUGUAUUGAUAGCAUUGAUUUGCGGCAAAAGAUUCAAAAUUUUUGAGUGUUUUUAUUGGUCGGAUUUAGAUACACAUGUAAUGAUGUAGUAAAUAGAAAAAAUUAUCCUUCCUAUUA